UUUAUCUAAAACACAGCUCUACUCUCUUUUUCUUUGCAAAGAAAAAACGGAGAAAGUAUCAGUGAUCAUCAGAGGCGCCCACUAUAUGCCUUAACUUAUGAGCUCGAUCUCACUGUAAUAACAAUCUCUUUUGCACAUUCAAUACUCGCCUGUUCUUUGGAAGAAGGACCAGGUUGUCGAGGAGAAACCACUAAUUUUAAACGAUACAAAAACAAUUAAUUUUUUUGAGACUGCAACUUUGGCUCCGUCUGUUAAUCUUUCAGUUUAGCACUCUCUCCCUUUUGAUUUGAUGGCGAUUGGUUGAUUGGAAGUAUGCCAUGUGAUAACAUGCAGUUGAGAAUUCUAUACCGUGGUAAGACUGUCAUGCUGAAUGUUGCUGCCAACCAGUGGGGCAGGGAUGAAUUCCACGAUAGAUGAUAUGAACUUGAUUCAGCAGGCACAGAGGCAUCACUUGGUGGUCAGGGAGCUUGGGGAGGAGAUUGAUCUGGAAAUUGGUCACGGUGAUGAUGACCCUUCCUUUGCUAAUGCCCCUUUGAUCGGUGGCCAACCACGUGAACCAUCUACUGAGGAGCAUGAAGAGGCCAAGAAUAUGGUAAUGGUAUCUCAACUUCCCAACGAGGAUCAAGAUAUGUCAAAGACACAACCAGUGAAAAGGAAGAAGAAGGUUGUAAAACGAUGGAGAGAGGAGUGGGCAGAUACUUACAAGUGGGCAUAUGUGGAUGUGAAGGAUGGAACUGCAAGGAUAUUCUGCUCUGUUUGCAGAGAAUAUGGCAGGAAGCAUAGAAGGAAUCCGUAUGGAAAUGAAGGCAGUAGGAAUAUGCAGAUGAGUGCAUUGGAAGAACAUAAUAAUAGUUUGCUUCACAAAGAGGCUCUUCGUCUUCAGAUAGCCUCCAAGGACAAGAUAAUUGUUGAUAAGCCCAUUUAUGUAAAAGCUCUCAUGUCGAAAACGGCUGGAACAAUUGUUGAAGCUGCACUUAAAAGGGACCCACAUGAGGCUGAAUUUAUACAAUCAGUGCAAGAAGCUGUUCAUGGUUUAGAAAGAGUAAUUGGGAAAAAUACUCAGUAUGUCAACAUCAUGGAGCGCUUGCUAGAACCUGAGCGGAUGCUUAUUUUUCGUGUUCCUUGGGUGGAUGACAGGGGUGAGACACAUGUCAAUCGAGGGUUUCGAGUGCAUUUUAACCAGGCACUGGGUCCAUGUAGGGGUGGCAUUCGUUUUCAUCCUGCUAUGAACUUAAGUAUUGCUAAGUUCCUUGGUUUUGCACAGACAUUAAAAAAUGCUUUAUCACCAUACAAAUUGGGAGGGGCGGCAGGUGGAAGUGAUUUUGACCCGAAAGGAAAAAGUGAUAACGAGAUUAUGCGUUUUUGCCAAAGUUUCGUGAACGAGAUCUAUAGAUAUCUAGGUCCUGACAAGGACCUUCCUUCAGAGGAGAUGGGAGUUGGUACUCGAGAAAUGGGAUAUCUCUUUGGGCAGUAUAGACGUCUAGCUGGUCACUUCCAGGGAAGUUUUACAGGGCCAAGGAUAUUUUGGUCUGGCUCUAGCCUUCGAACUGAAGCUACUGGCUAUGGUCUGGUUUUCUUUGCUCAGCUUAUGCUUGCAGACAUGAAUAAAGAACUCAAAGGACUCAGAUGUGUUGUAAGUGGUUCUGGAAAGAUUGCAAUGCAUGUUCUGGAGAAGCUUAUUGCCUAUGGCGCUCUUCCAAUCACUGUAUCAGAUUCGAAGGGAUACUUGGUGGAUGAUGAAGGAUUUGAUUACAUGAAAAUAUCAUUUCUGCGAGACAUCAAAGCCCAGCAAAGAAGCCUGAGAGAUUACUCCAAGACUUAUGCUCGGUCUAAAUACUAUGAUGAAGCAAAACCUUGGAACGAAAGGUGUGAUGUUGCAUUUCCUUGUGCUACCCAAAAUGAAAUCAACCAAUCCGAUGCCAUGAAUCUGGUUAAUUCAGGCUGUCGUAUACUAGUAGAAGGUUCAAACAUGCCUUGUACGCCUGAAGCUGUUGAAGUCUUGAGAAAAGCAAACGUUCUUAUUGCUCCUGCUAUGGCAGCUGGUGCUGGAGGG
This is a messenger RNA of Jatropha curcas, 2053 nucleotides long. The record is from RefSeq and is a predicted model, not a curated record. NCBI's taxonomy places the organism in Eukaryota, Viridiplantae, Streptophyta, Magnoliopsida, Malpighiales, Euphorbiaceae.